AUGAUCGGGUUUAAGGCAAGAAGGCAAGAGCUGAGAAUUGGCACUUCCGAUAUUCCCUUGUCAAAAACAAGAGGCUCCAACGUGACCACUCUACAGACCGUCCCAGUGUCUGAGUAUGGAUUGAACCAAGGUCAUGGGGUCUUGCUGGAAGGGGUCACUUAUCCACCUAAUCUGAAAUCCAUGAUGGCUCAGAGUUUGGGGCCUAUGACAUCUGUGAUCAUGCUUUCCAGGAGUGCAGGUGGGAUAUAUUCCAAUAAAUGGGAAGAAGCAGUAACUAGAGAUUUCAUGAACUUUCCAGACAUAUCUCAGUGUGUCGCUCUCAUCAAAGGAAAUUCUCCAAGUGCCUCAAGGCAACUGUUUAGAGUAAUGGCAGACAUCCUAUUAAUUACUGGGUCCAGGUGUGCAAACAGGAUGUUCUUCCCUGGGUUUUGUCUGAUAUCAGCUCUACUACAUACAGACACAAUAGCUUCCGUCCUAAAUGCAGACGAGAACAAUGGAGUCCUGUCAACAAUCACUGUAACAGCAUCUGAGAUCAAAUGGGAAGAAGAGUUGUCUUUCUCAGGGACCAUGGGUUUCGAAAUCUACCAGAAAGUGGCUGAUUGCACUUGGUCUCUCAAUACUCCAAGUACCUGCAAUGACCCUGAAUGGUAA
Nezara viridula (southern green stink bug) is the source of this 651-nucleotide messenger RNA. NCBI's taxonomy places the organism in Eukaryota, Metazoa, Arthropoda, Insecta, Hemiptera, Pentatomidae. The record is from the annotation of a GenBank genome assembly.